Striga asiatica is the source of this 1341-nucleotide messenger RNA. The record is from the annotation of a GenBank genome assembly. NCBI's taxonomy places the organism in Eukaryota, Viridiplantae, Streptophyta, Magnoliopsida, Lamiales, Orobanchaceae.
AUGGCCGCGGUCACACAUCUAUCUAAUCUGUGCUUCUCAAAUGGCUCAACGAAGACGCCAGCGCGUAGCAACCAACCAUCGGUGGCUUCUCCUUUAUCACUCGUCGUGGCCCGUACGAUUCGCCGUAAAGCGUUCCCCGUGUGUCGUAUUCGCAGCGAAUGUAAGCCCUUACCUUGCCGUCCGAUGAGCACUGACCGGACGACGGCGCAAACAACUCCAUCCUCAUCUUCCCCAACAUCAUAUCCUUGGAUGAUGCUCCCCCCCGUCUUGGAAUCCGACUGCACCACCACCGCGGCUUACAAAUUCUACAGCCUGGCCGAGAAUCGGGUCGUAACCCUAACCUGCGAAGGUGCGGCCCGAGAAGUCACCGGCAGCGGCGAUGUGAUGCACUUCAGGGGAUCCUCCCACGGCUGGGUCGCCCUCUGGAACCCCCGCACCCACGAUCUGUUCCUCUACAACCCCAUCUCCCGCCGCCACAUAACCCUUCCCCCAUUUCACCAACUCCCGAAUUACAACCACAGACAGGAUUACGACCCGUUUCGCGUGGAGAAGAUCAUCCUCUCCUCCUCCCCAGACGAUGAAACCUGCCGGGCCGUGAUUAUCUACAAAUUGGAGGGAAUGAUGGGCUUCUGCUGCCCGGGCCGUGGAGGGAAUGACAAAUGGGCCCCAAUGGCUGACGUCAGGAGCUGGUGGAGCCCGGACGACGGGACGUCCCCAUAUAGCAGCUACAAGGACUGCGUCUACUCCCGGGCCCACGGGCUCUUCUUCGCCUUGACACAAUGUGGGUGCUUGGAGUCUUGGGACCUUCAUGACCCGUCUUCCCCUGUCUCGACUCGGAUUGCAGACCGAAUGAGUCUACGCGGGUUUCCCCUGUGGGACCACACGCCCAUGACUCGGAUGGUGGUCGCGGGCCGGGACAUCCUGUUUGUGACUCCACAUAGGACAGACAUAUUGGACUGGGAGGAGGGAUUGUGUGGGGAAGAUUACAGGAUCUUAGAGCAAUAUCCCCCGAGUGUGACUAUUGAUUUCGAUGUGGACAGAUAUGAGGCGGAGGGUGGGGAUCUGGUGAGGUGCUCCUCUCUCGGGAAUUGGGCUGUUUUCGUGGGGAACUGCAGCCACGCGGUUGCGGCCCAGCUGCCUGGGCUCAAGUCCAACUCCAUUUACUUCACGGAUUUGAAAGACACCGAGGUGUUUGAGAAUGAUGAACUGAUCAACGGCCACGAUGUUGGGAUUUUGGAUUACGAGAAGAAGACCGUGUCACCGUGUUAUUAUCCCGUAGAUGCCCGCAGACUCAAGAAGAUUUUCCCAGGGCCUAUGUGGUUCUUCCCUAGCCAAGAGUGA